Rotaria sp. Silwood2 is the source of this 435-nucleotide messenger RNA. Lineage: Eukaryota; Metazoa; Rotifera; Eurotatoria; Philodinida; Philodinidae. The record is from the annotation of a GenBank genome assembly.
AUGCCUACUGAUUGUUUCAUCUGCAACACAUGUCGUUGGAUGUACAACAAGUGGGAGGCAAAUUUAGGUUUAAACCAAAUAUUAUUGCAAAUUGAUAUGUUGAGUCAAGAUGAUGAUGGAAUGACUGAAGAAAAGGAUGAAAGUUCAAAUGAAAAUACUUCAGGUGAUGUAGGGACUGACUCUAAUGAUAACAGUGACGAUGAAAUGAUCAAUGAUGAAGAAUCCGACGAAAAUAGCUCGAAUGAUUCAAAGGCUAAGUCAAAUCAUAAAUAUGAUAAUGAAAUGAUUGAUGAUGAAGAGUCUAAUGGAAGUAACCCAAGCGAUUCAGAGAUGGAUUGUAAUGAGGAUAAUGCAUCGGUUACUGAUAAAUCAAGUUUUACUUCGAAAGAUGGUUUGAAAUUACCUACUGGCAUAAGCAUUUCGUCAAAAAGGUAA